This is a messenger RNA of Cylicocyclus nassatus, 438 nucleotides long. The record is from the annotation of a GenBank genome assembly. NCBI's taxonomy places the organism in Eukaryota, Metazoa, Nematoda, Chromadorea, Rhabditida, Strongylidae.
AUGAUACGGUGGAUGUGCUGUGAAUGUAUUGUUGAUCGAGUGCCACGCGGGACUUCGUGUACAGCGAGCACCUCAAAUUUAGGCUAUGUCGACAUCCUCGUAAUAGCCAACUUGAUCUUCUUUCAAGUCUUACCCCAAAUAGGCUGGCGAGGAUUCUUUUACAGCUUAGGUUCGGCUGGAGCAAGGUUCUAUUACAUGGUCAUUUUUGCUUCUGAAAUCUUCAUAGUACUCUGUGAAGUAUUCAUCGCUAUCUCCCGAUAUUUGACAUUUAUUCGCAGCGACCUGAACUACUGGAAUACUGAUAGGAUCCACUACUGGUUGCUGGCAAUCGUUGGUGUCUCUGUCGCACCGUGUGGGAUGCCGAAAGUGUUCGCUUUGAAUUUGCCCCUGGAAACUUGGACUGGAUUGCAGUUUCAAUAUUCGUUCCAUUCGUUAUAG